UUCAAAUUUGAAAGUUUUAUAAAAUUACAUUUCUCAAGGAAGGAGCUACUUUCCAUUUGUAUUGGGACUUUGAGAGAGCAGAAGAUUGCGAGUGAAAUCAAGACACGAUAAACACAAGUCACAGCUCAGGAAUCAAAAAGUGUACCCAUGCUUGAAUGAGUCUGACCGACUUGUAAGAUUAACGAUACAUGGAAAAAUAUAAAAAUGAAAUGGAAAAAAGACUACUCAUCAUGAGGUCAAACGAGCUUGCUGCAUUUGAGUAAAUUAAUUUGCUCAUCUAAUACAUUAAUAAGAUUACAUAAGCAAGAGUUAGUAUUUUUUAACCUGGCAAUCUUGGCGAUCAAUGCAUGUAGUAGGUUCUUCUCAGAAUCAGUCUGAGUUCUCACAGCGCAGCAUAGUUGUUUACUAAAAAAAGAUGAUGAGAUAGGUGUGAGGAGAAGCAUUUUUUUUAAAAAAACAAAAUACAGUUCAUAUACACACCUCGUGAAUCUUAAUACAUUUUUCUCCAACUUAAUAUACCUCUUUAAAAUGGAGAUAGGAGUAAGUAGAAAAAAUUGCAGCAAAAAAAAUGAAAAUGAAGAGUCUGAAAAAAUUAUUUAAAGCAACAAAAAAUGAGAAUGAAGAAAGGAGUGGCCGUGUGCAUUUGUAAUUUCGCGGGCUUCAACCACUAUUACGUCAUGUCUGCAGUGUUGCCGAAUUUCGCGUGGCGCAUGCGUGAAGUGAAAGCUUGCUCUAUGACGCAUCAUGGCUGUCUGAACUUGAUAUUACGUCAUCUUCAUUCAUUUUUCCCGACGUUUCUUGUGAAUUAAUUUGUUGUUCUUCGAGAUUUGUUAUCAGUAUCGCUCCAAUUUUCCCGCAGUUUCGUGAGUUGAGUUCUUCAAAAGUUCGCCGUCCCUUUUAUACAAAAUAGACUUGUUUAUUUUCCAUCCUGAUCGUCAGUGUUAUCAGUAAAUUUAUUACAUUGUUCUGAGAUCACCCCUUGUGAGAGGCUGUUAUCAACAAAUUGUCACAGUAUCCACAGCUGCAGAACUUUUUCUCUCCUAGAGGUGUGAGCGAUUGUCAAAUCCAGUGAUCAUGGUAACAAGUGUAUUACGUACACGUAAUGUGCUUCUCGGGGAAGUUCAAAUGACUAUUUUCUGAUUCCAAUCCUCUCUCGUCAAGUUAUCAAGAAUACAGAAUGGUAGCAAAUUAUUUCUUGAGGCACGGUCAGUUCUGUGCCUCACACCCAUGGGAGGUCAUAGUGGCUACUUUCACUUUGACAGCAUGCAUGCUAGCCAUGGAUUCGAAGCCCGUUCGCAAUGUGACCAUCACAGACGAAAUCAACGCAGCGGAUGUAAUUGUCAUGACCCUUAUCAGGGUCGUAGCAGUUUUGUACAGCUACUAUCAAUUCACAAAUCUCCAGAAACUUGGAUCCAAGUAUAUCUUGGGUAUCACAGGAUUGUUCACAGUUGUUUCUAGUUUCAUGUUCAGUACGAGCGUCAUAAACUUCCUGCAUGGCGACAUAUCGGAUUUAAAGGAUGCUCUCUUCUUUUUCCUUCUCCUGAUUGACCUUUCGAAAGCGACUACUCUCGCCCAGUUAGCCCUCAGUGCAUCUAACUGCGAAGAAGUAAAAGAGAACAUAGCCCGAGGAGUUUCCCUACUUGGUCCGACAAUCACAUUAGAUACGCUCGUUGAAACUCUGGUCAUAAGCGUUGGUACUUUGUCAGGUGUUCAGAGGCUUGAAGUGCUCUGCUGCUAUGCCUGUCUCUCAGUUGUUGUACACUAUGCAGUUUUCAUGACAUUUUAUCCUGCAGUGCUAUCUUUAAUUCUUGAGCUUGUACGUUGCGGUCCAGGAAGUAGCGUGCCGUGGUCUGAGAAAUCUCCAUUCAUGAAAGCAUGGCAAAUAGAAGACCAAAAACCAAACCCUGUUGUUCAACGUGUAAAACUGAUAAUGUCCGUGGGCCUGGUAGUUGUUCAUGCCCACAGUCGUUGGUCUCUGCAUGAAGAAAACCCUCAGGAUAGCGCGGAGAAAAUGAUCGCAGGUAUCAACAUGAGUGACAAUUCUAACGACAAUGUUGCUUCUCAAGAGCAGUUUAUCAAAUGGUUUCCUAGCAUAGAUAAUAUUUUAAUUUUGAUUCUGAUACUCGCUCUAGUAGCCAAGUUUAUUUUUCAAGACAACAAUCACAUGGCAACAGAAGCCUCGUUAGCAGCGCAUUUGUCACUUGACACCGCUCUGAUAAACAAGUUCACACCUGCAUUGUUGAAUGGUGAAUUCGCUUCCUCCAGGGAUUGGAGGGAAGUAAGCUGUCGUCAAAGUGAGUCUAGAAUUCAUCCCAACACUCCGAAGAAACGCUCUAAUUUAGUUAUGGACAAUAAAUGCUCUCAAACAGACCAUACUUUUAAAAGUGGAGGUAAAGCAGUUGAAUCUGAAAACAAAAUGGUUCAAACAGUGCUUGAUGAGAACGUGGAAAAUGUGGAAACUCCUCUACGGUCAGUAGAAAAUUGUGCAGAAAUCUUUAAAAAUAGUGGCUCAGCUUCAACCUUAACAGAUAAUGAGGUAUGUAACCUAGUGGUCAACGGAGUGAUUCCAGCGUAUCAGGUUGAAAAAGCUGUUAAAAAUCCUGAACGUGGUGUUGGAAUAAGGAGGCGCAUGCUAGCCAUGAAAACUCGCAGACCUGACUUAUUUCAAGAUUUACCGUACAAAGAUUAUGAUUACAGCAAAGUUCUGGGAGCUUGUUGUGAAAAUGUUGUCGGUGUAGUCCCACUGCCAGUAGGAAUUGCUGGCCCAUUAAGAUUGGAUGACGAGUUCGUAUAUGUGCCGCUCGCUACCACAGAGGGUUGUCUGGUCGCAAGUACAAACAGAGGUAGCCGGGCCUUAUCUCAAUGUGGAGUGAAAAGUCGAGUCGUCGCUGAUGGUAUGACACGAGGACCUGUGGUUCGUUUCCCCUCUGCAACUAGAGCCAGUGAAGCAAUGGGAUGGAUGUUGGAGUCCGAUAAUUUUGAUGGAAUGAAGAAAGCAUUUGAUUCGACCAGCCGUUUUGCGCGGCUCACGAAAAUCCAUGUGAGGAUCGCCGGACGAUACCUAUUUGUACGGUUUGUAGCAACAACUGGUGAUGCUAUGGGAAUGAAUAUGCUUUCAAAAGGCACAGAACAUUCACUUAAGUUCGUGAAACAGGAAUUUCCAGACAUGGAAGUCCUAAGUUUGAGUGGUAAUUUCUGCUCUGAUAAAAAGCCUGCAGCCAUCAAUUGGAUUGAGGGAAGAGGGAAAUCUGUGGUUUGUGAAGCUGUUGUUCCAGGGUCUGUAGUAUCAUCCGUCUUGAAAACAACGGUUCAUGCCCUAGUUGAUGUGAAUGUCAGCAAAAAUUUAAUAGGCUCAGCCAUGGCAGGAAGCAUUGGUGGAUUCAACGCACAUGCAGCCAAUAUUGUUACAGCCAUUUUUAUUGCAACAGGUCAGGAUCCUGCGCAAAAUGUAACAAGCAGCAACUGUAUGACCUUGAUGGAGCCAUGGGGUGAGAACGGCCAAGAUUUAUAUGUUUCUUGCACAAUGCCCUCCAUUGAGAUAGGCACAGUUGGUGGGGGAACGAUUCUCUCACCACAAGCAGCAUGUUUAGAGUUGUUGAAAGUGAAAGGACCCAAUCUUGAAAAUCCUGGGGAAAAUGCCAGUCGUCUAGCUCGAGUUGUUUGUGGGACUGUUCUUGCUGGAGAGUUAUCAUUGAUGUCCGCCUUAGCAUCUGGACACCUAGUUCAAAGUCAUUUAACUCACAAUAGAUCUAGUGCUUCAUUAAACAGUUCACUUAACAAUCAAUCUUUUUGCGAAACAGAAUCAAAAGUUAGAAUGACCUCCUCAGUACCAGAAUCCAUGUCUUGAUAUUCUAUGUAAAUCCUUUGAAGUUCCUUAAUCAUGUGGUACUCUAGUAAAAUUCGCUGAAAUGAGAGAAGGAAGCUGUAAAUACAAACUCAAAAGUAAUGGAGUGAAUUGAGGAAGUUGUGUACUUGGGUACUUUUGUUUAGAAUGAGAGAAUCCAAUACGUUGAUGAGGGCUGGUACAGAGGCCCAAAGUGUGAUCUUGUAUCAUCUUAAUUGAUCCUUUCUGCAUUUGAUAUUAGAAUUAAGAUGUUAGUUUUGCAGGUCUCUCAACCAUGUUUUUGUAUGCGCAGCUCAUCUAAUUAGUUCUCCUGCGCAGAAAUAUUCAUGUUUUAUCUGAUGUAUAAAAAAUAAUGCAUGAGCUAACAGCCUCAUAGAUGAUGGACAAUUCCUGUAUUGCUCUAAUUGAUCCUUUGUGAGAUCUUUAUUCCUAUUAGAAGAAUUUUCUAGUUUUGCUAGUACCACUUCCAACAAGACUGAUUCAUCUGAAUUUUUUUGGAAAUAGUUUCCUAAUUGCUAUAAUUAUUUCUUGUUCAAGCUUCUGGAUGUUACCUACGAUUUUUCAAGGCAAUGGUAAACCAGAAGAAUACUAGAUUUGAAGCUUUUUCCAGUGUCUUGAUUAAUAAUUAAAAAAAAAAAAAUUGCCAUUGGAACAUAGUUUCUGAUUAGGAAAAGGAUUUUCAACAUUUAAGAAAUUCAAGAGCAUAUAAGUCUCUUUCCCUGCUAUAAUUAGUAUCAGUGCCUGAAUCCUUCAUUUCCGCACUGAGAUAUUCUUGUUUCUGUUUGAAUAAUCUUGCACUGUAUUGUAUGAAAACAGUUUUGAAAUCCAUGUUUGAGAUACACCUUUUUUCCAGCAUGGUAUUUGGUUUCAGAGAAUAUUCUUGGAGCACAGUUCAUAAAGUUGCGCUGUGUCAGGAAAUGCCUAAAAAAUUGUACUAUGUAUUGUUCCAGUUCUACCUUUGCAUUUGUAAUAAAUUUUCCAAUAAAUUAAAAGGACAAUAAAUAAAUAGGUAAUUUAAAUCCUUUACAUAUCCUGUAUUUGGUAUCUCACCAUUAAUAACAAGUGUUACUUAAUCUGUACAAAUAUUAAUAACUAGGUACUCUGUAUUGAAGUUUCACGAUUCAAUAGCAAUUUCCCUAUCACAGUUGCAAGUUCUUAAGCCGUUUUGAAACUGAAAUUAUUUUGCCCAGUAUUUCAGAGCACAUAUUGAAAGUUUUUCAGACAAAAGCUUCACUGACAAUAAUUGAUGAAGUGUGAAGCAUCUGUCAUUUGCACAAGUUAAUACUGCAUUAGCUGCCAAACCUUAGAGAUUUGUGUCCGCUUGGUAAAACUAAUAUUCUAAAGCAGAGAUUUUGAGUACUCCGAAUUAUUUAUCCGUCAUAAUAAUUAUAUGUAUGAAAAUCACCUAAGGCCCUCAGAUUUUUCCUGUGAAGCUAUUCAAGAAGAUUUGCGCAAAGUGGAGGAUUCUUACCUCCCUUUUUCCAAAUGUUGUACCUUCCUGCUCAUUUUGCAAAUCCUUCAGAAACUGCUGCACAAAGAUAGUGAUUUUCAGUAAACGCACACCUAAACCCUCCAUAGCCAGAACAAACUCCGAGUACCUCAUUACAAACGGUGUGGUUGGCAGUCAUACUAGAAUAGGGAAAAUUUUUUCAAGCGCUAACCAGUUUCGAUUGCUGCCCUAAGAUCCUGAAAAAUAAUCGAAUUGCGACAUGAAACUACUUUUUCGGUGUAGUGGUAGAUCAAUGGAGCUUCCAAAAU
Molecule: messenger RNA, 5602 nt
Organism: Bemisia tabaci
Lineage: Eukaryota; Metazoa; Arthropoda; Insecta; Hemiptera; Aleyrodidae
Product: 3-hydroxy-3-methylglutaryl-coenzyme A reductase
Biological process (GO): coenzyme A metabolic process; isoprenoid biosynthetic process; sterol biosynthetic process
Cellular component (GO): peroxisomal membrane; endoplasmic reticulum membrane
Molecular function (GO): NADP binding; protein binding; hydroxymethylglutaryl-CoA reductase (NADPH) activity
Source: RefSeq, a predicted model, not a curated record